AUGGGGAAGCUACAGAGCAAGGCCAGACGCAGCACAUCCAUGUACAGGGCGGUUUCGGCUGUGGAGGAAAGCGCCCCUGGCCAGAAGGUGGUGCGCUACAGCGCCGCUCACAGCGAUGCUGUGACCUCUGUAGCCACCCUGAACUCUGAGCUGUGCGUGUCCGGAGGAUUGGAUAAGACAGUGGUGGUCUAUAACUGGAAAUCCGGCUGUCUGCAGCAAACCUUUCAGGGUCACACUCGAGACGUAACCAAGGUAGCGUGCAGCUGUAACUCCAGAGCGCUGUUCAGUGCCUCCCGGGAUAAGACAGCCCUGAUGUGGACUCUGGACAGUGAUGCCACACCAGUACAGAGAUUCAGCGGCCACGACCUGGUGGUGAACGGACUCGCAGUCAGUCCAGAUGGGUCCCUGCUCUGCACAGGUUCCCGGGACAACUCCCUGUGUCUUUGGGACGUGGAGACCGGAGAGUGUCUGCAGAAAACCUCCAUCUCCAGGAACCUGGUCACACACCUGUGCUGGAUACCUGAGGACAGGUGCAUCGUCCAGACAUCGGAAGAUAAAAUGAUCAGAAUUUGGGACAGUCGGGAUCUCCAGGUUGCGCACACCUUUCCUCCUAAGAAUUACAUCCAGAUGCACUGUGACGUGAGCCAGGACGGGCACUACUGCCUGACCAGCAGCAAUGGCUUCGGGGGCCAGGGCUGCGAGGCCACGCUCUGGGACCUGCGUCAGACUGGCAGGAUGGUGUGCGAAUAUCGGGGUCACCAGCAGAGCACGGCCUGCUGCCUCUUCCUGCCCUCCACCCUCACCGCACCCCCCCUGAUCGGCACCUCCUCCCACGACUGCCGUGUGAAGAUCUGGAACCGGGAUACUGCAGCCUGCUUGGCGACGCUAUCCCUAGACGGCUCGGGGCCCCUAUCCUCUCUAGCAGCCGGAGACGCCUCCAGCCUGCUCUGUGCCAGUUUCAACACCGGGAUCCACCUGCUCAGGGUAACAAGCUCCGGGGGGCUGGAGCUGAGGGAGGUGGCUGGAUUCUGAGGGACAGCCUGUGUCCCGGGGGGAGGAGGACAGAGGCACGGCUACAGCAGAACCUCAGGGACUCUCAAACAUCCAUCGGGACUGCAGAUGAUUAGUGUGAGCAAGGCAUAGCUUCAUCUACCAGCAUUUGGGAUGGAGAUGCAGUCAAGUGCUCCAGCUGUAGGGGGCGCUUCUGGUAAAGCCACUUCAGGACAACACCUUACCUCAGGGUUAAAAGGACUGUGAUCAUGAACUUUGGAAAAUAGAUGCCAAAAAUAAUCUUUGUUUUAAAACUAGCUAUUCACUUCCCUUGAUCCUGAAUCUCCCUGCGGUCACAGUGGGUGUUGUUUCCUGUCCAGUAUACAAAUACAUUCCUAGUUUAUCUGACUGCAUCUAUUAAAUGUGAAACUAACAAAGGAGAAUAAAAAAAAACAAUCUGGUUUGCUAUGAGAGAAGCUGUAACAGAAACUCUUAAUGGAAGAGCGAUCCAUUCUUGUAAAAUGAAAACACACCAGUAAGAAACUUGACAGUCCUUAAAUAAACCUUCCCAGCUGUUUUCCCAGGAGUUUUGUAACACUGCCAGUUUCCCUAACGGUGCGAGUGCUGAACUAGCAGUCUGUGUUCAGUACGGAUCUUGGUAUUAGCUGUUUGGAAACAUAAGAACAUAAGAACAUAAGAAAGUUUACAAACGAGAGGAGGCCAUUCGGCCCAUCUUGCUCGUUUGGUUGUUAGUAGCUUAUUGAUCCCAAAAUCUCAUCAAGCAGCUUCUUGAAGGAUCCCUACGACCCCUGAACAAAGUAGGACAGCGCGGUGCUCAGGCUAGUUGUAAAAAUACACGAUGAAUAAAGAAGGACACUGAAAAAGAAGGAAGACAGCUGGUAAUGUUCAAAAGGAAAUGAUGCAGGAAUAGAGCUCUGUUUUACUGAUCUAAACUGCAGCUGAUUUCAGAAUACAAUCACCCCUUCACUUGUGUUCUCGCUGGGGUUCAGCCUCAGGGAUCAUUCGGAAGCCUCUUUGUUAUUAUCACUGAUAGUAGUUGUAGCAGAGUGGCGUUAAAAUCCAUCACGCUUUAGAGCAAGAGAAUAGUCAUCGUAACCUUGAAUCAACGCAAGAAUGCAGUUUGCCAGCUGGUCUAUUUCCUUUACUGUGCCGUACCGCCACUUCUCUCCUGGCCAGUGCUUUUGGAAUUUGCUGCUGAGAAUGAAUGUGUGAUAGAUGAUUGAAAUGAGAA
Molecule: messenger RNA, 2242 nt
Organism: Polyodon spathula (Mississippi paddlefish)
Lineage: Eukaryota; Metazoa; Chordata; Actinopteri; Acipenseriformes; Polyodontidae
Gene: wdr31
Product: WD repeat domain 31
Exons: 9
Coding region: 1-1032 (343 amino acids)
Molecular function (GO): protein binding
Source: RefSeq, a predicted model, not a curated record